AUGCAGCGAUCAAGCUCCCUCGCAGUAGCAGCAGCACUCGGCCGCACCCUCGCCCCUCGCGCUCCCGCACCCGCCCCUUGCGCCCGCCUCUUCUCGUCGUCCUCCGCCUCGCCUGCCCGCUCGACCGCCAACCGCCCCAAACGUGACCCGACCACGUACGGCGUCGGCGGCAGGGUCCCCCGCAAGAACUGGCCCACCCAGGCCACCACCGACACGGCCAACCACCCCUUGUGGCGCUUCUUCCACGACCAGCAGCCCCUCGAAGCUCCCGACAAGCGCGUCGACUACUCGAGUCGCCCCUGGACCGCACCCGAGCUGCGAGCACUCCCCUUCGACCAGCUCCACGCCCUGUGGUACGUCCUCUUGCGCGAGCGCAACGUCCUCCUCACCCAGCGUGAGGAGGCUCGUCGUGUUCGCGUCGACCUCGGCGGCUUCAGCGCCGUCCCGGAAAAGAUGAGGAUGUGCCAGAAGAGCAUGGCGCGCAUCAAGCAGAUCAUCUCGGAGCGCCGCCACGCCGCGCUCGAGGCGGCCGAGAUCCUGCGCGCGAGGGGGGACCUCGAGGGCGCGGACCGGGUCGAGCGGAGCGUCGACGAGAGCGCCGAGGCGCUGCGGUAGAGCUGGCGGGCAGGAGAGGUGCAACGAGGUCGUGUUCGACGACGA
This is a messenger RNA of Rhodotorula graminis WP1, 660 nucleotides long. RefSeq lists its product as uncharacterized. Gene Ontology annotation, molecular function: structural constituent of ribosome. Gene Ontology annotation, cellular component: mitochondrial ribosome; mitochondrial large ribosomal subunit. NCBI's taxonomy places the organism in Eukaryota, Fungi, Basidiomycota, Microbotryomycetes, Sporidiobolales, Sporidiobolaceae. The transcript is spliced from 3 exons. Gene Ontology annotation, biological process: mitochondrial translation. The record is from RefSeq and is a predicted model, not a curated record. The coding region runs from base 1 to 615 and encodes 204 amino acids.